GGUGCUUGGGAAAAAUUUAAAAGAUCCUCUUAUCCGUGGAGAAGGCCGCAGGAUCGAGCCAGCCACUCCUGCCGACAAUCCAUUGACGGACGGAUAGCUCGAUGGAUGGAUAGACGGAUGGAUAUCGGUUAUAAUUCGCCGCAUUGUCGCCUCUGCCUCCUCCUUCCCCUCUUACAGGUCUAAAUAGAUUGUCGUUGUUGUCCUUGUGAGUAACAAUGGUUCACCCGGUGGCCGAGGCCGACGAGCGGAGCCCCUUCGGCCAGCUGACAGCGUCGGAGUUCUACGCGCGGCACUCCGUCUCCCACGGUUCCUCGUCGUUCGUCAACCCCCGGGGCCUCCGCAUCUUCACCCAGUGGUGGGCUCCGGUCCCCCCGGCCGAGGUCGUCGGCACCAUCGGCGUCGUCCACGGCUUCACCGGGGAGUCCAGCUGGCUCGUCCAGCUCACCGCCGUGUACUUCGCCAAGGCAGGCUUCGCGAUGGGGGCCCUCGACCACCAGGGCCACGGCUUCUCCGACGGCCUUGUCGCCCACAUCCCGGACAUCGAGCCCGUUGUGGACGACUGCAUCGCCUUCUUCGACGCCUUCCGCGCCCGCUACCCGCCGGGGCUGCCCUGCUUCCUCUACGCGGAGUCGCUGGGCGGGGCGAUCGCGCUGCUCAUCCACCUCCGGGAGCGGAAGAGGGCUCAAAAUCAAAACGAGGGUGGCGUCCCCCUCCAUGAUGAGUGCCGGAGCUUUCGGGAUUGGGACGGGUUGGUCCUCAACGGAGCCAUGUGCGGCAUCAGCCCCAAGUUCAAGCCCCCCUGGCCCCUGGAGCACUUGCUGUGGGUUGCCGCCGCCCUGGUGCCCACGUGGCGGGUGGCCGUCACGCGGGGCUCUAUCCCGGACGUCUCCUUUAAGGUGGAGUGGAAGCGUCGGCUGGCGUUGGCGAGCCCCCACCGGACGGUGGCGCCGCCACGGGCGGCGACGGCGCUGGAACUGCUGCGGGUUUGCCGGGAGGUUCAGGGGCGCUACGAGGAGGUGGCGCUGCCAAUGCUGAUCGUGCACGGAGGGGACGACGUCGUGUGCGACCCGGCUUGUGUGGAGGAGCUUUACCGCCGGGCGGGCAGCAAGGACAAGUCCCUCCGCAUCUACCCCGGGAUGUGGCACCAGCUAGUCGGGGAGCCUGACGAGAACGUCGAGCUCGUCUUCGGCGAGAUCCUCGACUGGCUCAAGGCCCGAGCGCUGCGGGCUGCCUCCCAGCCCCAGCAGGAGCGGGUUGAAGGCGAAGCUGCUGCUUUCUAAUUUCUGUGAAUCUUCAUGUGAUGAAGUUGGUGAUUUCAAGAAGACAGGAAUGUUCUAUUACCUGUUUGCUUAUAUGUCUCUUAAAAAAAGGUAUUUGUUAGGACCUCCGUAUUUCAGCUUUUGGCUCGCUUUAGCAUGCAUAAAUAAAUCAUUGUAUGUGCAA
This is a messenger RNA of Elaeis guineensis (African oil palm), 1443 nucleotides long. Its product is annotated as caffeoylshikimate esterase. The record is from RefSeq and is a predicted model, not a curated record. Lineage: Eukaryota; Viridiplantae; Streptophyta; Magnoliopsida; Arecales; Arecaceae.